Penicillium odoratum is the source of this 531-nucleotide messenger RNA. RefSeq lists its product as uncharacterized. The record is from RefSeq and is a predicted model, not a curated record. Lineage: Eukaryota; Fungi; Ascomycota; Eurotiomycetes; Eurotiales; Aspergillaceae. Bases 1 to 531 code for a protein of 176 amino acids. The transcript is spliced from 2 exons.
AUGAACAUGAAACUGACUACGAUUAUCUUCUUCCUAACGGCAACAGCCUGGUGUGAACCACAAAAGCGAGAUGCAACAUCAGCCGGAAGCUUCAACUUUGCCUCUCUAUCAAAUGCCAUAGUCAACCUCGCAGCCGCAACGACGACUGGUAAUUUCGCGAAUAUCUCACCACCACCUAAAGCAUUCAUGCACGAGAUCCUCGCUGUCAUCCCCCUCCCCGUAGUCGGCGAGCUUAUGGACGCACAAUCCCGCAGCUCACUCGCUAGCCAACUCCAAGCUGGUACCACUCCCACAUGGUACGCCAGUCUACCUACCGACGCGAAGAACUAUGUGUCUGCUGUCCGACUACAGAUUCAAAAUGGGGCUGUGACUGCUACCACUGGUGUCGGCACGGGAGCCGCGGUAGCAGCAGGGACGGCGACGGCGACGGCAGCGAUGACUUCGACGUCUAGUGGGAUGGCGGCGCAGGCUACGGCAUUCAGUGCGAUGAUUGGGGCAUUGGGUGUUCUCGGGCUGGCCCUAGCGUUGUGA